Leptosomus discolor (cuckoo roller) is the source of this 5058-nucleotide messenger RNA. Lineage: Eukaryota; Metazoa; Chordata; Aves; Leptosomiformes; Leptosomidae. The record is from RefSeq and is a predicted model, not a curated record.
AUGGAACAGACUUUGGAUAAUGAGAAAUCUUUCAGACCAUCCUAUAUUGCUAGUGUUGAGCCACAUGAAAGAACAGGACCAGUAGAUGUGGACGAUAUUAAAACAGAUCUCUCUGAUGAAUUUUCUUUGGCUUCUUCAAGCUCAGACACAAGCCAGAGGAGCAGUUUGGAGUCUAAGGGACAUAUACAAGUUUGCCUGCGUGUUAGGCCACUUACGUCGUUGGAAAGAGAAAAGGAAUUGCAGGACUGUGUUUCACUUGAAGACUCAACAAGCAUCAUCCUGAAGCCCCCCAAAAACUCUUUGAAUCGAUUAAGUGAAAAAACUGCUGGACAGAUGAUACAGAAGUUCACAUUUUCACAAGUGUUUGGACCUGAAACAACUCAAGAAGAAUUCUUUGAAGGUACCAUGAAGCAACCAGUCCAAGAUUUCUUAGACGGAUAUAAUCGUCUUAUUUUUACAUAUGGUGUUACAAACGCUGGGAAAACCUACACAUUCCAAGGGACAGAAGAUGAUGUUGGUAUUCUGCCAAGGACUAUGGAUAUGUUGUUUAAAAGUAUCCGAGGAAAGCUGUACACAGCAAUGGAUCUCAAACCCCAUCGGUGUAGAGAUUAUAUAAAGCUGACUAAAGAACAAGUUAGAGAAGAAAUCACUAUUAAAAAUUCAAUGCUUCGCCUAACAAAAGAGAUUAGCAGUAAAGUGAGCAAUAGAGCUGAUGAAACCUGCCUGUAUUGACUAGUAAUAUUUUUGUACUUGGCAGAUUUGGAAGAACUGUUAAAAGGCUCGGAACAAUCUAGCACAACUGUGAAAAAUUACGUGAAGUUUUCUAUUUGGGUUUCAUUCUUUGAGAUUUACAAUGAAUGUUUUUAUGAUCUACUGAUUCCUACGUCAAAUGACAAGAAAAGAAAAACACUACGCCUUGCUCAAGACAUCAAGGGGUGUUCUUAUGUAAAAGAUCUGCAGUGGGUUCAGAUUUCCAAUUCUAAAGAAGCUUUUAGACUUCUAAAACUGGGGUUGAAACACCAGAGUAUUGCAAGCACAAAACUAAAUACUUCCUCCAGCAGAAGUCACAGCAUAUUCACAGUUAAGAUUCUAAAAAUUGAAGAUUCAGGAGCACCACGAGUGAUGCGAGUCAAUGAAUUGUCAUUGUGUGAUCUUGCUGGUUCAGAAAGGUGUACCAAGACCCGCAAUGAAGGUGAUAGAUUGAAAGAGAGUGGAAAUAUAAACACCUCUCUUCUGAUUCUAGGCAAGUGUAUUAAUGCACUCAAGAACUGUCAACAGUCAAAGUUGCAGCACCACAUACCCUUUCGGGAGAGUAAGUUAACUCAUUUCCUUCAAGGAUUCUUCACUGGAAAGGGAAAGGUAUACAUGGUAGUAAACAUAAGCCAAUGUGCUUCAACGUAUGAUGAAACACUCAAUGUGCUAAAGUUCUCAGCCAUUGCACAAAAAGUAAGUGUUUUAGUUAUGGACACGUCCGUGCUUCCCCAAGAUCAGUCAUUUUUCCAGACAUCGGCAAGAGAAUCAUCACUGCUUUGCACUAAAGUGCCAGUCCCAAGGAGAAGUGCUACUAUCCUAUGGGACAGGAGCUUAGAAGAUGUGAUUGAAGAUAAUGAUGAAGUGGAGGAAGAGCAUAAUAUGUCAAGAGAAGAAUCAGUGCAAAAACAUGAAGAAACCAAAGUUCUUAUUGGAAAAGAAGAAUAUAUGAAACUGCUGAAUCUCAUAGAAGUGUUGAAGGACAAACUUAUUACCGAAAAGAAGAAUAAGUUACUGCUGGAACUGAAAAUUCGUCAAGAAGUGGCAGAAGAAUUUACCCAGUAUUUUGUUGAGCGGGAGACAGAUUUCAAAGAGUGCCUUUCUCGUGAACAAGAGCGGCUUGAAGAAGAUUCUGAAAGACGCCUAGAAAUCUUCAAGGAACUUGUAAAUGGUUAUACUGAAAAUGCAGAUAAAGGAAAUAAAUUAAAGGAUGGGCCUUGCAAUGAAGAAGCUGGAUCUUUGGAUGAAGAAAAUGACAUGGGGCCAGGCAUUAUUGAUUUUGAGGGCAUUAUUGAUUCUUUGCAGAAUGAUGUCAUGGCUAUCAAAAAGCACGCAGAAGAAACACACAGAUACAUUGUGUCCCUAGAGGACCCACAGGAAGCUAUAGGUUGGCUUGAAAAACAACUGGGCAAAACUACCACUGAACUUGCAAAGACCAAAGAAGAGCUGACCAAGAAAAGCAGUGAACUAAUCAAAACUCAAGAAAAGCUAACACAGAAAACCAAAGACUUUGAAAUGCAGAUGGUUAAAUUGGACGAGUCUGCUGAGCAGCUUAAAGAAGCAACUGAGAAAAUGAAUACACAAAACAAAAGGAUUCAAGAACUAAUGGACAUUGUGGAGCAAAAAGAUGAUGUCAUUGUGAGCCUGCAAGAUCUGAUAUCCCGUUUAGAAGAAACCAUAAAAGACUAUGACAGCACUGUAGCUAUCAUUAAAAGAAAAUUGACAAAAAAGGACUCUGACAAAGUGAUUGAAAGCAGCCAAUUCAAGGAUUGUGGGGAAACUGCAUUGGAAGUGGGAAGAAAACGUUGCUUUGAAAAUAAGCCUACUGUGGAAGAAGAGCCACCUACAAAGAAAGGACAUAAGAAGAGUUGGGAAGAUGACUCUGUAGAGCAAAAGAGAACUGAAUAUGUGAAGACAAAUACUUCUGAGAGCUAUGCAGAAAUACUAGCACUCAAGGAAAGAACUGAAACUUUGGAAGGUCAGCUAGCUGCACUUGAAGAACAAUGCAGAAGAGAAAAGAGCAAAAAAGAAGAGUUAAGUGGGCAGAUAACAAACCUGUAUCUUGAGCUCUCUGCUUCUGAGGAAAGGGCUUCUGGCUUGAGUGAAGAACUCCAGCAAUGUCGAGCUGACUAUCAGGAGAUUGUUUCUGAAUUGGCCAAACAGAAAACUAUAAACAGGCAACAAGAAGAAAAGAUUAUUCAGCUAAAUAACGAAGUAGAAGGUGCCAAACGAAAUAUAAUGGAUAAAGAAUACAAGGGAAAAAUAAAAGAGCUUGAAUGCCUCUUGGAGACUUAUAGAGCUAAAGAUGAUAGCAUAACAAAGUUAGAAGAAAUACUUAAAGAAAAAGAAGCUAUUAUUUUAAAUCUGGAAAGUAAAACGGUAGCUCUGCAGGAGAAAUGCGCCAAUUCAGACAAAAAAAAGAAAGAAUUAAGUGAUCAAGAAGCAAAUCUGAAGGAGGAAGUUGUGCAGUUGAUGAGCAGCUUGGAGAACAUGAAACACUCUCUUCAGGAAAAGGAGAAAAAUGAGGAUAAGCAAAUAGAAUCUAUAGAAUUGCUACGUAAAGAUCUUUCUGAGAGUUCUGCGCUUGUACAGAGUUUGAAAAAAGAUUUGCAGAGGAAGGAGGUAGAAUAUACAGAUUUGAAAGAGAAAUUUUCUGAUGUCAAGAAACAAAUUCAGCAAGUACAAAAAGAGGUGUGUACAAUGCAAUAUGAGAAGAAAUCCCUGAGGAACAAAGUUAAUGAACUUCAGAAAAUUAAAAAACAGUUUAGUGAAGAAUUAGAGUUCAAAGAGCGCACAAUCCUGCACCUUAAAAAGCAGUUGAAUAGUGAGAAGCUGGAAGAAAUCUCCAAACAGUAUGAGAAAACACAUAAAGAUCUGUGUGCAAAGGAAAAAAUAAUUGAAGAUAUGCGGGUGACAUUAGAAGAACAAGAACAGACUCAGAUUGAACAAGAUCAAGUGCUUGAAGCCAAAUUGGAAGAGAACAACAGAUUAGUUUGGGAACUGGAAGCAUGGAAGCAGAAAUAUAGAGAGCUGAAUAACCAGAGCGAUAGUGACUGGCAGGAAAAGAUGAGCAAAAAUGAGGAGAAAAACAUAAAUGAAAACGAGGAAUUAAUAAAGCUACGAAAAGAACUGAAGGAAAAUGAGGCAAAAUAUCAAACUGAUAGAAAGAAAUGGCUGGAGGAAAAAAUGGGACUCCUAGGUCAAGUAAAAGAAGCUGAGAGCCAUCGCAACAGAGAAAUGAGAAAAUUUGCAGAGGACAGAGAACGUAACGUGGAGCAACGAACAGAAAUUGAAAGGCUUACUGCACAGCUGGUAGAAAAGGACAUCAAUCUUCAAAAGUGGCGUGAAGAAAGAGAUAAAUUGGUAGAAGCUUUGGAAGUACAACUCAAGGCUUUGGCUUCUAACACUGUACAGAAAGAUAAAGAAAUAGCAGAACUGAAACAGGCUGCACUAAAAGAUUCAGGAAAGGAUAAGGAAAUGGAUACAGAAGACCUAAGAAAACAGCUGGCUGAGAAAGAUGAGUUUAUAAAGGAAUUGAAACAACACGUUAACCGUGAAAGUCUUCAGUCUUUGGCAGAAGUACAUUUACCUGAAGAAGGACAAGACAAAAUAGAUCAGUCUGUAAACAAAGAGGACCAUUCAGAAAUUGUCCUUGACUCUUCUGAAGUGUCCACAGAAAACGGAGAAACUAGUCGGUUCCCAAAACCAGAGAUGGAAAUCCAGUUCACACCUCUGCAACCCAAUAAGAUGGAGGUGAAGCACCAGGGCAGUACCUUACCGAUUACAGUUAAAAUGCUUAAGCCGGGGAAGAAAAGGAAGAGUGAAGAGAUGGAUGAGGAUUUUGUGAAAAGUGAGAACAAGAAAAAUUCAAAACCUGCUAUGACUAAUUCACCUUCUACAAACAACAAGAAAAUGGUUUGGCUUUAUCCUGUUUUUGAAAUGUCUACUACGCAGUCAUUUAGAAAAGAAUAUCCCUUAAGAAAGCAAGAAUCUACAUCAAGUAAAAAAUCAGCUAAGAAGAAAGAUGGAACACUGCAAAAAAUUGGAGAUUUCCUUCAAAGUUCUCCUACUGUUAUUCACUCUAAAGCAAAGAAGCUGAUUGCAACAAUAAGCUCUCCGAUGUCUGCAGAACCAGAAAAAGUCAAAGAAAAGGAGCUCAAGCCAAAACGAGCUAAGAGAAAGCUGUAUUCAACUGACAUUUCUUGUCCUCUAGAUAUCUCUGCUUCUUCGAUUUUUACAGAACAAAAAGAGAAGGAAAGCCAUCAUCUAAUCAUCAAGAGACGGCUACGAUCGAAACAAGCUAAAUAA